AUGUCAAGGCUGAGACAACAAAUAAUGACUGGUUGGCCGGGAACCAAACAGGAAGUUGAUCAACAAAUUCAGACAUACUGGAAUUAUCGCGACGAAGUUGCCUGCAUUGAUGGAUUGAUGUUUAAAGGACACAAACUGAUCAUUCCAAAGUCUCUGCGACCAGAAAUGCUUGACCGGAUACAUGAGGCGCACCUUGGUAUGGUCAAAUGUAAGGCACGCGCGAGGGAAGUACUAUUUUGGCCAGGAAUGAGUACUGAUAUAGAAGAGAUGGUUGCCACCCGCAACAUUUGUGCUAGACACACAAACAGCAACGCAAAGAAACCACUUAUACCCCACGACAUACCAAACCGACCAUGGGCUAAAGUGGCAAUGGAUCUAUUUGAACUUAAGGGUCAACAUUACCUGCUUAGCGUAGACUAUUUUUCAAAGUGGCCUGAAAUCUCAAAAUUACAAGGACUGACAAGCAGCUCUGUCAUUAACCAUGUAAAGAGCCAAUUUUCCAAAUAUGGAAUUCCAGACCAAGUCAUAAGUGUCAACGGACCACAGUUUGCAAGUCGGGAAUUUACCAAAUUCUCAAAAGACUACGGUUUUCAACACACUACCACGAGUCCACAUUACCCCUCAUCAAAUGGUCAAGUGGAAAGAAUGGUACAGACAGUAAAGAGACUACUGAAGAAGGCAAAUGACCCAUACCUAGCAAUACUCGAUUAUCGAAAUUCACCGAUCGAUGGAAUUGACCUUUCACCUGCACAAAUGUUCAUGGGAAGGCGACUUAAGACCACCCUACCCAUUGUUGAAACCACGAGUGUUAGACGAGAUUCAGGACAGUUUAAAGUUAAGACAAUUUCGACAAAGAAAUUAUUUGAAUAG
Ylistrum balloti is the source of this 870-nucleotide messenger RNA. RefSeq lists its product as uncharacterized. The record is from RefSeq and is a predicted model, not a curated record. Gene Ontology annotation, molecular function: nucleic acid binding. Lineage: Eukaryota; Metazoa; Mollusca; Bivalvia; Pectinida; Pectinidae. Gene Ontology annotation, biological process: DNA integration. Bases 1 to 870 code for a protein of 289 amino acids. The transcript has a single exon.